This is a messenger RNA of Oryza brachyantha (malo sina), 1295 nucleotides long. RefSeq lists its product as uncharacterized. Gene Ontology annotation, biological process: proteolysis. Gene Ontology annotation, molecular function: ATP-dependent peptidase activity; ATP binding; metalloendopeptidase activity. Lineage: Eukaryota; Viridiplantae; Streptophyta; Magnoliopsida; Poales; Poaceae. The record is from RefSeq and is a predicted model, not a curated record. The transcript has 7 exons. Bases 51 to 1079 code for a protein of 342 amino acids.
UCUGUGUUCUUUCGCCUCCACGUGUAAAAGAAAAGAAAAAAAAAAGAAAAAUGAUGAUGAGACCGUCCUGCGGCUACGGCUUCACCGGCGCCGGCGGAGUCGCCGCCGCCGCCGCCAUCACCGUCAGGCUGCCGCCUGCCCGCGCGGCGAAUACCUCCUCGGAGCCGGCGGCGCGGCUGCGGGCGGUGCUCGAGCGGGUCGACGAGGAGCUGCGGGAGGGGAACGACGAGGCCGCGCUGUCCCUCGUGCGCGGCGCGCAGGGGGCCGACGGCGGGCUCCGGUUCUUUGGCGCAGCGAGGCAGGUACCUCAAAGACUUUAUACAUUGGACGAGCUGAAGUUAAAUGGGAUCGAUGCUUCUGCUUUUCUAUCUCCUGUGGAUCUGACUUUGGGAUCAAUUGAGAGAAAUCUCCAAAUUGCUGCAAUUCUUGGAGGGCUCUCUGUAUCAGUUGCAUUUGAGCUUUCGCAACUCCAAAUACUGUUUCUUUUUUUGGGUCUACUAUCUCUGUGGUCUGUAGAUUUGGUAUAUUUCGGUGGUGGAGUGAGAAACUUGAUUCUUGAUACAAUUGGUCACAAUCUUAGCCAGAAGUAUCAUGACAGAGUUAUUCAGCACGAAGCUGGCCACUUCUUGAUAGCUUAUUUGAUUGGGGUCCUUCCCAAGGGAUACACUAUCACAAGCUUAGACACACUUAUAAAAAAGGGCUCACUGAAUGUGCAAGCUGGGACAGCUUUUGUGGAUUUUGAGUUCCUUCAAGAGGUCAAUACAGGCAAACUAUCUGCCACGAUGUUGAACAAGUUCUCAUGCAUUGCAUUGGCUGGAGUAGCAACAGAGUAUCUUUUGUAUGGAUAUUCUGAAGGUGGACUAGCGGACAUUGGCCAAUUGGAUGGAUUGCUCAAGGGUCUAGGUUUCACCCAGAAGAAAGCUGAUUCACAGGUGAGAUGGGCUGUGCUGAAUACUGUACUUACACUGCGUCGCCAUGAAAAGGCCAGAUCACAGCUCGCAGAGGCAAUGUCUUCUGGGAUGUCAGUUGGAUCUUGUAUCGGGGUCAUAGAAGAGAAUAUAAACACCGAGGAUAUUUAGUUGCCAGUGACCGUGCAGAUCCUGGAACAGACAGUUCGCAGAUGUACAAACUUUCGCGAUGGAUUAUAUUUUUCAACUUCAGCUAUUAUAUUUAGUUUGUAAUCUGAUAAUGUAUGACAAAAGUAUAAGUUUUUUCUUAAUAUUUGUCAAAUCUGGUGGUAGUACAGUCAUUGUUUCUCUGGAUGCUUGAUGAUUUUUUAUUUUGUAUGUUUUGCU